Messenger RNA from Culex pipiens pallens (northern house mosquito), 2049 nucleotides. Its product is annotated as glutamate receptor ionotropic, kainate glr-3-like. Gene Ontology annotation, molecular function: ligand-gated monoatomic ion channel activity. Lineage: Eukaryota; Metazoa; Arthropoda; Insecta; Diptera; Culicidae. Gene Ontology annotation, cellular component: membrane. The transcript is spliced from 8 exons. The record is from RefSeq and is a predicted model, not a curated record. The coding region runs from base 125 to 1765 and encodes 546 amino acids.
GCAGGGACGAUUCCAAUUCCAAUCACAGCCAACUGCGUGCCCUGGCACGUGAUUCCGUGCAUUUCCACUAAUCCAAGAAACGUUUCUUCCCUCUGCUGUUCAUUCACUGGACCGGCUUGCUACGAUGACACCAACCGAUGUUGAUGUUUUGACCAACGACGACGAGCGCGCAGGGUCACACGAGAUAACCUCGGGAAGGUUGACGCGGCCGCUGCCGGUGGAACAACGAAACGACUUCUUUGGCCGGGUCAAGUUCACGCUAGGUGUCCUGAUGGAGACGGCUGGGCAAGAGAACGGUGGUGGUGCUGGUGGUCACGUACCGGUUUACGGGGACGCCGGGACACUGCUGCGGGUGCUGCCAAAGUUUCUUGGAGCAAGCAUCGGCAUCAAGCCAAUUCUUCAAACAAGUGCCGACGGCACCCAGGACAUAGUCAGUGCUCUCCAGGACCACGAGGUGGACGUUGUGUACAGUCGAAUCAACGUUGACGUCGCAUUGGAACGAAAAAUUAGCUACUCUUUCGCUGUUUACCACGAGUUCCGCAACGUGUACCUCCGGCAGCCGGAACUGAGCGAAAUCCGCGACAUCUAUCUGGCCCCGAUAACGACCACGCUAGCCGUGGCCUUUCUGGCACUGACCAUAACCCUUGCCGUCAUGUUACGACUGAUCAACAACCUGCACGUGACAACACGCUGGAAACGGAACCAGCACGCACCACCCACGGACCACGUGUCCGGUUCGGAUGCGUUCCUCUGGUUUAUGGGCAUUUUUUGCAUGCAAGGCAGCACCAUCAAUCCCAACUGUCAAAGUUCGGCCACGAUCGUCAUCACGGCCCUGCUUUUCCAGCUGAUCGUGUACAACGCCUACUCCGCCUCGAUCACGUCCAAGUUGUCGAUCUAUCUGGAUGAGGUGACGGACUUGCACGGUUUGUUGCAUGCAACCGACUUUGAGGUGGGCUUCGUGCGUAAUAGAUCCGAUGAGGCGUAUUUAGUGGCAAACCGCGAUCGAGAUACUAGCGAAAUACUGAAGCGAUCAAUGAAAAAUCCAACGAUCAAGGUUGAACACUACCGGGAAGGGCUUCACCGAGCUGUUGAGACUAAAUUUGCCCUGUUUGGACGGCAUGGCGCAGUUCGGGGAGCUAUUCGGAAUCUAGCUGCGACGGAUUUUUGUGAGGGACUACAAGCAGAACAGACGAUUGUAAAUCGCAGUUUCGAGCGCCUUACUGAACUAUUCAAGGACUUGCAAACCUCCAAACUAACAAGAAAACAGUUCUGGGAUCAUCUGAAAUCAUCGAUCAAAGUGACUAUGGAUCAACAAACUCUGGUUUUUUGCCACCUCAUCAAAGUGAAAAAAAUGGUCGAGCUUCUUUACUAUGCCACAUACUUUUACGCCAUAGGAUGCAUUGGAUCUUCGUUCUUCUUGGUACUAUCACAACCGAUGUCCAUUUUGCUAUUUCUCCACGUUGCAACCGUCAUCGUAAUUUGCUUCGAGUGUUACCAACUGAGUUACCAAAUCGAUUGUCUGAAGGAAGUUUUUGCAGCCACCUCCGGCCAUGCGUUCAGUCUGUGCGCCCAGUUGCCAUACGCUGCCGGUGAGCAUCGCAAGGACUACCUCGAGGUGCGCACCACGCUGAUGAUAAUCGAGAUAUGCUCGCGGAACGUGGUGUGCUUUCGGUGCUUCGACAUCCCGGACAUUUCGGUUACGGUUUUUGUCAGCAUGGUUAAAGUUUCGUACUCGGUGCUGACGUUUUUGCUGAACACGAUCUAAGAACGAAACAAUGCUGACAAAUCUACAGGCUUGGCACAUAACUAAUUUUGACCUAUUGCUUUGAUGUUGUUAAUUAAUUAGUUGAUCUCUAGAAAAGAUCGAUAGCUGUUGACUCGGAUUUGGAGUUGGUGACGAUAGAGCACACUCCACAAGACGAAAAUGUUUGAAAUUGAUGUUACGACACAAAGACAUGACAAGUAUAAUGUCUUUAUAAAAACAAAACAAAAAAAAAUAUUGUUGAGUGCACUGUUCUUAUAUAUUAAAAUUUGCAAUCUGUUCAAAGA